GUUUGUCCCUUCACCUUCACCAACGGAUCAGCAUGGCAUAUGAAGCAUUUCCAUCUGAUGCUGUGGAAGCCUUUAAUGAUCCUGGGAUCUACUAUGUUCAUGAGAAUGGCAAACUGAGAAGUCCACCAGGACUUGGACAUUCCUCGCAUACUACAGCCUUCUCCGAAUCUGGACUACCCAAACUUUCCCCCUUUGACAUUGGGGAGAGUACUUCCGACAGAGGCACAUGCUUCGUCCCUCGUUCCUUGUUCCAGCAGACAAUAAAUUUUGUGGCAAGAAAUCUCUGGAGAGUGGAGUCUUUGGUGGGCUUUCCAGACAUCGUUGGGAAACAGCUCUUCGAUGCGGCCCAGUCUCAGGGUAUAUUCACCAACAAGCAGCUAAGGCUGACCAGUCUGAGGCUGUUUGUAGAGGCCUAUGACAUUGAGAUCUUGUCUAGCCUGAACCUUAAAAGAAAACACGUAACACUGAAGGAUUAUGCUGGUGAAAUCAUGCUCUUCUCUGGUCUCCAGGAGCUUGAACUUGGAGGAUGCAGCUUGGGUGAAGAACAUGAGAUGUGGUCUCACAUCGGUAGCAUGCCAUGCCUUCAGAAACUUGGACUAGGAAGAACUGGUCUGAGUGAUGGAGUUAUGCAGAAACUGACCACACCCCUCAGACUAAUGGGUAGAGGACCAAAAGGGCUAAAGGUCCUAGACAUGUCAGGGAAUGCAGAGAUAACAGAACGCAGUAUUCGAUUCCUGAAGGCAUUUCAUUAUCUAGAGGCAUUAGACAUCACCAGCUGCUGUUUUUCAACACAUGGAUUGAAGCAGCUGCACAAUGAAAUGUGUCUCAGACAACUGGAGGAUGACGAAAUAGAUGAGGGAUUGGAUGUAUUCUGUAAAUCGGCAGAGAACAUUGGCUGGGCCUCUAUUUUGGUUGAAGAUUGGAUGAGUGAGAACAGGGUCGCUACUAAACAGAUUCUCCCUCAAGGAUGCCCCAAGGCUAGAAAGUUCUAUUCCUCUAGUAGCAACCAACUCGGAUUCAUGGACAUCAGUGUCAAAACCACCAUACCAGUCUCUACCUCGUCUCAGACUUAUAUCAGACUGGUGAGAGAUACUACAAACAGAGACGGAGUAUCCACAAGUGAAGUGAAAAAUUCAUUUCAGACUGGUGAAAGAGAACAGAGAACAGGAAUGAAAGACAAUGGACAUACACAUACCAAGGCUCUUGCAUCAAAGAGGUUUACUCAGGCAUUGCAAAGCACACAAGAAGCAGAAACGACGGUUGACAAAAGUGAAAUGUCAGGCCAUUGUGUGCUACAUAAUUCAAAUCAAGGACCACAAAAUUUUUCUUCAUUAAAAGAAGUAGAAAAUUUAUGUCCUGGAAGAUCAAAGCUAGGGUUAAAGGUCAAACUUAGAAGGAAAAGAAAAAGGUGUCCAAGUGAUGAUGAAGCAAGAAGGGACAAUGUGCAACAUGCCUUGGAAGAUGAUGAUAGAGAUCUGAUGAAUAGCUACCUCAAUAUAAGGACCGAUGGAGACAUGGAUCUAGAUAAGACAGGAGAUAGAUCAAAGCUGAUGAAAGCAAUGGAUUCUUUACACUGGUAAUCACAAAGCCAUGAUUAUAGAGAUUCAAUACAUAUAGCUGGCUUGAGAUAAGGACAUAUAGAGAUGCAGAUCUAGAUAAGACAGGUGAUAGAGCAAAGCUAAUGAGAGCAAUCGAUAGUUCACACUAGUAGUCAAGUAGCUGUGACGAUAGAGAUUUGAUGAAUAGCUACUUCAAGAUAAGGACUGAUGGAGACAUGGAUGUGGAUUAGACAGGAGAUAGAUGAAAGCUGAUUAGAGCAAUGAAUUCUUCACACUGGUAUUGGAACAGCCAUGAUUAUAGAGAUUUGAUACAGAAGGAGUGUCGUGGCCGAGUGGUUUAAGGCGCUUGACUGGAGAUGCGGAGGUCGAGGGUUCAAAUCCUGACACGGCACUAUAAUAUCCUUUAACGCGAUAUUAACCUGCAGGUUUUAAAUUGGUACCUGGUAGGAUGCGACCGUUGGUCAAACAGUUUUUGAGCGU
Strongylocentrotus purpuratus (purple sea urchin) is the source of this 2039-nucleotide messenger RNA. Its product is annotated as leucine-rich repeat-containing protein 42. The coding region runs from base 33 to 1580 and encodes 515 amino acids. NCBI's taxonomy places the organism in Eukaryota, Metazoa, Echinodermata, Echinoidea, Camarodonta, Strongylocentrotidae. The transcript has 7 exons. The record is from RefSeq and is a predicted model, not a curated record.